CAGCAGCCCACUAGAAAGUCGCCGACACCGAACAAAAACAAAAACGAGCAGCAAGCGAGCGGACGUGUUUCGUGCGUGAGCGAAGCAGAGGCAGCAAAGGAACUUGCAAAGGAGCCCGCGUCUCAUCUCGCGUUUAAUCAAUUAAAAAGUGUCUUAAUCGCGAACCGCACGUGUAAAAUAUAUACAAAAUAAUUCCUACCGUUAAAUGUUAAAUAAACUAAAUAAAUAACUUGAAAAUAAAACCGCGCAAAAGCCCUCAACAUAAACAUAACUGAAUGUAUAAACAAAACGAAGGCGAAAGCUGCGUUUGAAGUUUGGCGUUAGCGUUCCCUGUUGAUUUUUUAAGUGUUUACUUGAGUUCCCAAAAAAAAAUUGUGGUUAACUUGGGGAACGGUGCUAAGUGGUACAAAUUGGAUUAAAAGUCAAGCAAUUAUCAGUGCUUUUACAAAAACAAAUCAAAAUCAUAAUCAAAUUGGAUUAUCGCCGUAGGAAGCAGGAAAGCAACUUAGCAUAUUUAAGCUAUUUGUGAACUCGCCCCAGGAUGUCGACUUGUGGCAGCUUUCUUCUGCUGCGACAGCAGUUGUUUGUGCCACAAACCGCGUAGGCUAAGGAGGGAGUCCAUCGGCCAUCGGAGAAGUCAUACUGCCAAUAUCAGAAGAUAUAUAGAGAUAUAGAAACGAUACAACCGAUUCGUCGUCGCUGUCGUCGCCUUGUUCUUCGCGAUUUCGUCGCCGUCAGCGUGUUCUGCGCCGACUGAGACGAAAGCUGCGAAGCAACGAGCGCCAGCGAAAGCCUCACCACGGACGCAUUUAUGGAUGCGGGCGGCCUGCCAGUCUUCCAGAGCGCCAGCCAAGCAGCCGUCGCACAACAACAACAGCAGCAGCAGCAGCAGCAGCAACAACAGCAGCAACAUUUGAAUCUCCAGUUGCAUCAGCAGCACUUGGGCCUACAUCUGCAACAGCAACAGCAGCUGCAACUCCAGCAGCAGCAGCAGCAACAUAAUGCACAGGCGCAACAGCAGCAGCAGAUCCAAGUGCAGCAGCAGCAGCAGCAACAACAGCAGCAGCAACACUCUCCCUACAAUGCCAAUUUGGGAGCAACAGGCGGAAUGGCUGGCCUCACUGGCGGCAAUGGAACUGUCGGUCCUCCAAACCAAGGAGCAGUACCCUCGCCCGGGGACGGUCUACCAACCAAACGGCAACCGAUUGUCGACCGGCUACGCCGUCGCAUGGAGAACUACCGGCGACGGCAGACGGACUGCGUCCCACGCUAUGAGCAGGCCUUCAAUACCGUCUGCGAGCAGCAGAAUCAGGAGACCACCGCCCUCCAGAAGCGCUUCCUCGAGAGCAAGAACAAGCGGGCGGCCAAGAAGACAGAGAAGAAGUUGCCUGAUCCUUCCCAGCAACAGCAGCAGCAACACCAGCAGCAGCAACAUCAACAGCAUCAGCAACAUCAACAGCAUCAGCAACAUCAGCAGCAACAUCAGCAACACCAGCAGGCCCAGACCAUGUUAGCCGGACAGCUGCAGAGCAGUGUUCAUGUGCAACAAAAAUUCCUGAAACGACCCGCGGAGGAUGUUGACAAUGGCGCUGAUAACUAUGAGCCGCCGCAUAAAUUGCCCAAUAACAACAACAAUAGCAAUAAUAACAACAACAAUGGCUCUAAUGCCAACAAUGGCAAUACCCAAAAUAGUAAUCCCAAUAAUGGCGGCAACUCCAACAACACCAACAACAACAACACCAAUAACACUGGCAACAACACAAACAGCAACAACAACGGAUCUGAGAAUCUAACCAAAUUCUCGGUGGAAAUUGUUCAGCAACUGGAGUUCACCACAUCAGCGGCCAAUUCGCAGCCCCAGCAGAUCAGCACGAAUGUUACUGUAAAGGCGUUAACCAACACUUCGGUGAAGAGCGAACCAGGGGUGGGAGGAGGAGGAGGUGGUGGUGGAGGAGGCGGCGGCGGUAGUGGAGGAGGCGGUGGCGGCGGCAACAACGGUAGUGGCAACAAUAACGGUGGUAACAACAACCCCGGAGGCAAUAACACCGGAGGAGUCGGCGGCGUCGGCGGCGAUCAUCACCAGCAGCAGCAACAACAAGGCGGCGGUCUGGGUGGGCUUGGCAAUAAUGGGCGUGGCGGGGGACCUGGCGGCAUGGCCACGGGUCCCGGCGGCGUCGGUGUCGGUGUUGGCCUAGGCGUUGGUGGCGGCGGCCUUGGCGGCAUGGGCAUGCCACCGCACAUGAUGUCCGCCCAGCAGAAGUCGGCGCUCGGAAAUCUGGCCAAUUUGGUGGAAUGCAAACGGGAGCCGGAUCACGAUUUUCCGGAUCUGGGCUCACUGGACAAGGAUGGUGCGGGUGGACAGUUCCCCGGAUUCCCUGAUCUGCUCGGGGAUGAUAACUCGGAGAACAAUGACACCUUCAAGGAUCUCAUCAACAACCUGCAGGACUUCAAUCCGAGUUUCCUCGACGGCUUCGAUGAGAAGCCAUUGCUGGACAUCAAGACGGAGGACGGCAUCAAGGUGGAGCCGCCCAAUGCCCAGGAUCUGAUCAAUAGCCUGAACGUGAAGUCGGAGGGCGGUCUGGGCCAUGGCUUCGGUGGCUUCGGUCUCGGUCUGGACAAUCCGGGCAUGAAGAUGCGCGGCAACCAGGGUGGCUUCCCCAACGGCCCGAAUGGUCCGACCAUUGCGGGGGGAGGUGGUGGCGGUGUUGGCGGCGGUGGGGGUGGAGGCGUGGCCCCCAAUGCUGGUGGUGGAAAUGGCAAUGCCGGGAAUCUCAUGUCGGAUCAUCCGCUGGCAGCUCAGACUUUGAAGCAAAUGGCUGAGCAGCAUCAGCACAAGAAUGCCAUGGGUGGGAUGGGUGGCUUCCCCCGCCCCCCGCAUGGCAUGAAUCCGCAACAGCAGCAGCAGCAGCAACAGGCCCAGCAGCAGCAGCAGGCGCAGCAGCAACACGGCCAGAUGAUGGGUCAGGGUCAGCCGGGACGUUACAAUGACUAUGGCGGUGGCUUUCCCAAUGACUUCGGCCUGGGUCCCAAUGGACCGCAGCAGCAGCAGCAACAGCAACAGCAGCAGCCGCAGCAGCAGCACCUGCCGCCGCAGUUCCAUCAAAAAGGUCCUGGCCCAGGUCCUGGGGCUGGUAUGCAACAGAAUUUCCUGGACAUCAAGCAGGAGCUCUUCUAUUCCUCUCAAAACGAUUUCGAUCUCAAGCGAAUGCAGCAGCAGCAGGCCAUGCAACAGCAGCAGCAGCAGCAGCAGCAACAUCACCAGCAGCAGCAGCAGUCCAAAAUGGGUGGAGUGCCCAACUUUAACAAGCAGCAGCAGCAACAGGUGCCGCAGCAGCAGCAACAAUUGCAACAGCAACAAUACUCGCCCUUCUCCAACCAAAACGCAAAUCCUGCAGCCAAUUUCCUGAAUUGCCCGCCCAGGGGCCAGCAGCCGGGUAAUCUGCCUCAGCAGCAGCAGCAGCAACAGCCCGGCGGCGGCGGCGGCCCGCAGCAGCAACAGCAGCGCGGCAAUGCCGGCAACGGUCCACCAAAUAAUCCCAAUAACGGUGGUCCCGGCGGCAACUCCAACAACCCUACGCAGCAGCAGCAACAGCAACAGCAGCAGCAGCAGCAACAACAGCAGCAGCAGGCAACAACAACAACGCUGCAGAUGAAACAGACGCAACAAUUGCACAUUAGCCAGCAGGGAGGUGGAGCCCACGGUAUCCAGGUUUCGGCUGGCCAGCAUCUGCAUUUGAGUGGCGACAUGAAGAGCAAUGUCUCGGUGGCCGCCCAACAAGGUGUCUUCUUCAGUCAGCAGCAGGCCCAGCAGCAGCAACAACAGCAACAGCCCGGCGGCAACAACGGCCCCAAUCCGCAACAGCAGCAACCGCAUGGCGGCAAUGCUGGCGGAGGCGUGGGCGUUGGUGUGGGCGUCGGAGUGGGCGGAGUGGGCGGUGUGGGUGUGGGUAAUGGAGGACCCAAUCCUGGACAGCAGCAGCAACCAAAUCAAAACAUGAGCAAUGCAAAUGUACCCUCCGAUGGCUUCUCGCUCUCUCAGAGCCAGACCAUGAACUUCAACCAGCAACAGCAGCAGCAACAAGCGGCAGCCGCCGCAGCAGCAGCAGCGGCAGCGCAACAACAACAGGCCGCCCAGCAGCAGCAACAGCAGCAGGUGCCGCCCAACAUGCGCCAGCGUCAGACGCAAGCGCAGCAAGCGGCUGCUGCAGCGGCGGCAGCAGCGGCGCAGGCGCAGGCAGCCGCCAAUGCCGGCGGACCGAACGUACCGCUUAUGCAGCAGCCGCAGGUCGGAGUGGGCGUCGGCGUUGGUGUGGGCAAUGGCGGUGUGGUUGGUGGACCAGGCGGUGGCGGCGGCGUCGGCGUUGGCCCCAAUAACGGUGCAAUGAACCAAAUGGGCGGACCCAUGGGCGGCAUGCCGGGCAUGCAGAUGGGCGGACCCAUGAAUCCCAUGCAGAUGAACCCGAACGGACCCGGCGGUCCCACUGCCCAGCAGCAGAUGAUGAUGGGCGGCGGCGGCGGCAACGGUGGACCGGGUCAGGUGCCAGGUGGUCCCGGUGGUCCGGUUCCCAAUCCCAACCAGGCCAAGUUCCUGCAGCAGCAGCAGAUGAUGCGAGCCCAGGCGAUGCAGCAGCAGCAACAGCACAUGGCCGGAGCCCGUCCACCGCCGCCGGAGUACGCCAAUGCUACCAAGGCGCAGCUGAUGCAGGCCCAGAUGAUGCAGCAGACGGUGGGUGGCGGUGGAGUCGGUGUCGGCGGCGUGGGAGUGGGCGUUGGAGUCGGAGGCGUCGGCGGUGCCAAUGGCGGUCGCUUCCCCAACAGCGCUGCCCAGGCUGCGGCCAUGCGGCGCAUCACUCAGCAGCCCAUUCCGCCCUCAGGUCCGAUGAUGCGCCCGCAACACGCGGCCAUGUACAUGCAACAGCAUGGCGGAGCGGGCGGUGGUCCCAGGGGUGGCAUGGGCGGUCCCUAUGGCGGUGGAGCAGGCGGACCCAUGGGUGGUCCUCAGCAGCAGCAGCGACCGCCCAAUGUGCAGGUCACGCCGGAUGGAAUGCCCAUGGGCUCGCAGCAGGAGUGGCGCCACAUGAUGAUGUCGCAGCAGCAGACGCAGAUGGGCUUCGGCGGUCCAGGACCCGGAGGUCCGAUGCGUCAGGGUCCGGGCGGAUUCAAUGGAGGCAACUUCAUGCCCAAUGGCGCACCGAAUCCAGCUGGCAAUGGCCCGAACGGUGGCGGCAUGAUGUCCGGUCCGAAUGUGCCGCAGAUGCAACUGGCACCGGCCCAAAUGCAGCAGCAGCUGAUGCGUCAACAGCAACAGCAACAACAGCAGCAGCAGCAACACCUGGGACCCGGCGGUGGCAACAACAUGCAACAGAUGCAGCAGCUCCUGCAACAGCAGCAAUCUGGCGGCGGUGGCAACAUGAUGACCAGCCAAAUGCAAAUGUCCAGCAUGCACAUGUCCCAGACCCAGCAGCAGAUCACCAUGCAGCAGCAGCAACAGUUUGUGCAGAGCACCACCACCACCACGCAUCAGCAGCAGCAGAUGUUGCAGAUGCAACAACAGCAGGGCCCGGGCGGUGGCGGUGGAGCGGCCAGCAACAACAAUGGCGGCGGCGGAGGCGGUGGCGGUGGGGCGGCCGUUGGUGGCAACACAACAACGACCAUUGCCAGUGCUAGUUCCAUUAGCCAAACGAUCAACUCGGUGGUGGCCAACUCGAAUGAUUUGUGUCUCGAAUUCUUGGACAACCUGCCGGUGGAUAGUAAUUUCUCCACGCAGGAUCUGAUCAAUUCCCUUGACAACGACCAUUUCAACCUGCAGGACUUCAACAUGCCGUAGAUGAUGCCGUGUAGUUCGUUGUAUAAUCAAAAAAAAAUCCACCCAGCCAGCACCAAAAAGAAGAUAAAAAACACAACCACCACCACCACCAUAACCUAACCACCACGAUGUUGCCUCAGUUUUGUUUAGAUUUUUUUGUUUUGUUGCCUGUUGUUGUUAUUGGUCCGGGCAACCGAAUCCAACCGCCCACUAAGCUCCCGCCCUUGGCCCAACGCCCAACGCCCAACGCCCAACGCCCCUCCUCGUUCCUGCCAACGAAAGUUAUUUUGUUUGUUAUAUUUGUGUGUGAAUUUAUUCGUAAGCUAAGUUCUAUGUCUCCACUAUGUACUCUAAUUUCGCGGGCUCCACUCUAUCGUAUCGUAUUGUAAUUGUAAUUGUAUUUGUAUUAUUGUAUUGUAUUCUAUGUAUUAUUAGAGCUGUUCAAAAACAAAACAAAAAAAAAAAGGUCCAAGGCGUUCGACCAAGCCGACUGGGCGUGGCAGCGGCUCGAUAGUCCGUCAGACAUUCCAUAUACUACCGUAUGCACCGAUCGAAAUAGGGAAUUUUUAGGGAAAUUCAGAACAGAAAGUAUUCGCGAAAAGUACUUUAAAAAUCAACCAAAAAAACGAGAAACGAGAAUUUUACAAUUUACAGUCUACAACAGUCGCCCUCUCUCUACAGAAGCAGAAACUUAAGCACUUGUACUUAAAGGAUAUAUACUAUAAUUAUAUUUUUUGGCCACGCCCAGUGCUCCGUACGCCCCUUUCGUUUGAUUACUUAAGCAACAAAAAAACCAGAUGAAAUAAUGGAUGAUGCAAAAUGCAAAAAAGAACCAACCAGAAAACAAAAUCGAAAAACAAAACACAAAAUAGUUGUACAUUUUAUAUUGUAUUUAAUUUUAUUUAAUUUUUAUAGAAACGAAAUCGACAAAAGUAAAAAACUAAAAAUAAAAGAAAUGGAAGAAAUCGAUUAACUGUCAGAAUAAAAAAAAAAGUAAAAAUAUUGGUGAUAUUUUUAAAAAUGCUUAAAACACAAAUUGAGAAAGUAAGCGAAUCAAAAGAAAACUCAACAAAAAAAAAAAAGAGAAAUUCACAAAAACACACCAAAAGGGAAGAACUUUUUUAAAAACCAAACAAAAAAUUUGAGAAACAGUUAUUAUUAUUAUAAUUCUAAUUAUUAUUGUACAUUAAUUUUUUUAGAUGAGGUUCAUUUUUAAAUGGAAUUUUAAACGUGGAGCAACAGUGCGAGAAAUGCGCAAACAAAACAUAUUUAAAAAAUAUACACUAUAUAUAGUAUAUAUAUAUAUAUUAUGAGUAGUUUUUGGUAGUGAAACGUAAUUAGUAGUUUGUUAAAUAAAUUGAUAUACACCCACAAAUACAUAAUAUUAAAUUAGAAAUCAUAUAUAUACGCGAUCCGAUAUAUUUGAUUAAAUGUAAAAGCAGCGCUAACAAUUUACAUACUUAGUCCUAAGUCGCCACAAAAUGUUUGAGGGGUUAAGUAAGAGAGAGAGAUCGACAUUUAUAUAUUUACUAGAUGCGCCUGGCCGCAUUACCAAGUGAUGCCAUGCCAAGCCAAGCCACGCCCAUAUUAAAGUUGGAGUUGGAGGUUGAACAAUAUAAAGCUAAACAAACAAACAAAAAAAAAAGCAAACAAAAUUGCUAAACAAAAAAAAUCUUCAAAUGAAAAGCAAACGAAAAAAAAAAAACGCCAGAGAUUCCAGCAAUGAAAUUAUUGUACGACAACUAAUUAGAGCAAUUCCAUAAGUCCGUAAGUUAGAGACCAGUUCAGUUGAGGCCAUAGAAAUUUUUGAAUUGAACCAGGACACCAGGAUCCAGGUUGCCACUUCCACAACUACAUAAUAUAGUAACAGACAGCUCACAGCCAUUUUUGCAGAGUUUUACAUUAAUUAGGAUCAACAGCAACAAAUCCAUAGCACACACGCCUAGCAAAACAAAAAAAAAAAAAAUAAAAACAGAAAUGGAAAAUAUACAUAAAUAUAAUAAAUUUAAUGACAAAAGUAUUUAAGCCGCAAAAAAACAAAGAAACCGAUAAAAAAUCUAACAAAAUUUACUAUUACAAUUAUAAAUGAAAUAAUAAAAAAUACGCGAAUUGUAGUUUGUAAUUAAUGCUAAAGAUACGAAGUAAAAAUUUGUUUAUAACUAUUAUAUGAAAACCGCAAAUUAUAUAUACACUAUUAUUAAAUACAAAUUAUAUAUUAUAUAUAUAUAUACACGCAUAUUAUUACUAUAUACAAUAUGGCAUAUUAUUAUUACAUAUAUAUUUCAACACGAAAGUAACUAGCGAGCCAGUUCGUAAGGUGUUCAGAUGCCGCCUCGCUAAGCAGUUCCAUUGAAAUAAAUCUUAAAACUCGAUAUCAAUUACAAACCGAAAGCAACCAGCUGCCAGCGGCAAACCAAACAUAAAAUAUUUAUAAACCGAGAACUGCGACAAGAACAGAAGGAUUAAAUGAAAAGCAAACCACUUACUUUUAGCCAACUACGACAUUGAUUUUCACUUAGCCACAACAAGUAAAAUCGAUUCGAGCUAGCGCUUUUUGGUUUUGUAUCUAAUUAGCCAAAAAUUAAAUUGGUACUCGAAGUCUUCUGUUUGCCGUUUCUUGGUUCUCCGGGAUUGAACAAAAUGUUGGGAAGCAAAAGCAAACAUUUAACGUUAUUUUACGAUUUGAAAAGAAAGUAACAAAAUAAAAUAGAAAAAUAUUACUUUUGUAAAUAAAUUGGAUGUUGUUUUUAUUA
Messenger RNA from Drosophila ananassae, 8559 nucleotides. RefSeq names its product neurogenic protein mastermind (gene mam). NCBI's taxonomy places the organism in Eukaryota, Metazoa, Arthropoda, Insecta, Diptera, Drosophilidae. Gene Ontology annotation, cellular component: nuclear speck; chromatin; nucleus. The transcript has 7 exons. Gene Ontology annotation, molecular function: transcription coactivator activity. The coding region runs from base 812 to 5827 and encodes 1671 amino acids. The record is from RefSeq and is a predicted model, not a curated record. Gene Ontology annotation, biological process: Notch signaling pathway; CENP-A containing chromatin assembly; positive regulation of transcription by RNA polymerase II.